Messenger RNA from Metarhizium album ARSEF 1941, 1857 nucleotides. Its product is annotated as Zinc finger, C2H2-type/integrase, DNA-binding protein. The record is from RefSeq and is a predicted model, not a curated record. NCBI's taxonomy places the organism in Eukaryota, Fungi, Ascomycota, Sordariomycetes, Hypocreales, Clavicipitaceae. The transcript is spliced from 3 exons. The coding region runs from base 1 to 1857 and encodes 618 amino acids.
AUGGCCUUCCCCCCGCGAUACCGGGAGCCACCGCCCAGUCUACCGAGCAUUAUUUCCUCUGGCCCCGGACGCUACGACCUUCACCACGAUGUGCCAUUUCCCGCAAGUUCCGCGAUGUCCAUACCGAGACUCGAUCAGAAAGACGUCGUCCCUCCUCCUCUACCCCCGCCGCGUCAUCUUCCCUUUUUGGAGGGCCCGGCUCAUAGUACCGACGACUCGAAAAAGGAGUCGAUGGACUGCAGUCACUUUGGUUCAUCUGCGCACAGCGGGUACGGCAGCAUGCAGUCCGGGUCAUUUGUCGAUGAGAGAUCAAGUUGCAAGAGAAGAGGCACCGGGAGCAGCGCCAAUGGUGACGAGGGCUACGCGAGCUACACUGCAACAGAAAGUACUCGGGAUCCUCGACCCACGGAAUUCCUACACCGCAGCAAGUUUCACUUUCAAACUGCCGCUGAUUUGCAUGGUGAUAGCAUGAAGAAGAAGUUGGAUCCGAUAGCUGCUAGGACGUUUGACAUGUCCACCCGAUCGGCAACAUCUUCCGCCUUGAGCGAGCAAGUACGGCGGCAAUCUGACCCUCGAGCUCCGGCCCUGAGUAUACCCGUACAAAUGCCUAUCCACACCAGAUCGCUACUGGACUCACCAGCCCGAAUAACGGACGCGCCCAUGUUCUCUGCCGUUUCCCCCCGAUCUACUCCGUUUCGACACCUUCCCGGGGACAACCGCAUGUCCAAGGAUGGAUUAGAUUUUGACCAAUCACCAAGACAUCGUUCAGGGCGAAACAACAGUGACGAUGCGUCCUCAAGUCACGGGAGCUAUGAGUUUACUGGCGCAGAAGACAUGGAGAUUGAUGGGGCCACGUCGCCCAAGAGGCUUUACCCGGACGAAACGUAUGCCACUGUUGGCCAUAAGCGAAGAGCAGCUAGUCCUCCGUCAGGGGAAACUGUACUCCACGGAGGCUCGAGUGAGGUUCGCCGACGAGACCUUGGAUCCCGUGGCUCUCCCGCACCCCGACUCACCCUCGUGCCACAAACGUCGUCUUUAUCGUCUUCCGCUGUCUCCCGUUCAAAUUCUUACAUUUCUACCAUGUCCAUGGCUCCAUCGAGUGCAACCACCACGACAUCAUUCAGCCGUCGAUCACCUGGUGCUGCGUCCCCCGGCGGUGUCUCUCCGACAUCUUGCAAUUCGCCAUACACGACGCCUGUCUCACUGAACCACAGUCCACGAAACUCCAUCUCUGGCAGGGGGGGUGUACAUGGACGCACCGUAUGUGGAACAAGCCCCAGGAAGCUAGCAGAUAUCCAAAAACCUGCAGGCGCAAAGGUUCAGCGUCUUUUCAUGUGUGACUGUUGCCCUAAAAAGCCGAAAAAAUUUGAUACCGCUGAAGAACUCAGUGCUCACGAGGCCGAGAAACAGUACGAAUGUUCGUUUUGUGGCAAUCGUUUCAAGAACAAGAAUGAGGCGGAGCGACAUCAAAACUCGCUCCAUGUUCGCCGGCAUUCAUGGUCGUGUUCAGCAAUAUCAGGCUAUGAUCGGGCGUUUCAUGAGUCGACUAGCCAUCCCGGAGAAGCCGACACUUGCGGCUAUUGCGGCGAUGAGUUCCCCCGCUCAGGUAGAGGCCCUGGUAACGGAGCUUUCUCUAGAGGGGUUGUCCCCAAGCAGGCCACGGAUCAGGACUGGGAUGAUCGCAUCCGUCAUCUACUAGAAGUUCACAAAUUCCGAGAGUGCAACUCUUCGAAGAAAUUUUACAGAGCGGAUCAUUUCCGGCAGCAUCUGAAACAUAGCCAUGCGGGAACUAGCGGUAAAUGGACGAACAUGCUAGAGAAUGCAUGCAUGAUGGAUGAGGACCCAACACCGCGAUGA